AUGGACAUGGAUUCUCGUCCCAAACCCCCCGGGCCCUCCGCCACCUUUCCCUUGAACCAUGGAUCGACCGUCCGCUCGCCCAAUGAUGAUUUCACAACGGGUCCGACGGCUCUGCGUGAGCAAUCCAGCACUCACCGACCACAAGGACGUCCUUUAGUUGACGAAGAGCCAGCCUCGCCUGAUGGGACAGAUCAAGUGCACGGGGGGCUACUGCCCACCUGGUCUGGCCGCGACAAGGACCGUGAGGGGGACGAUGGACUUCUCCACCCCGUUUCUCGGGAGACCACCAGGUCUCGAUGGGGGUCUGAUUCAACGUCUGGCCUUGACUCCCGCAGCCGGAAGGGGAGCUUGUUCGACAACCCGGAACAGCAUGAACGCUUAGGCCCAAUUCAGAGACAGCAUAUCCAGUCCAUGGAAGAUCUAGGCCGGGUCAAGAAUCGCAGGAAGCAAGGUGAAGAGUAUCUACGCUCUGCACUCUCUUCGACGGGGACCCUCGCGACCGAGCUCACGCGUCGGCUCGACUACACCUAUUACAAUCUGCUUGAAAGGAUCACAUCGCUAAACUCGACUAUCAGCUCUUUCCAGGAUCUCUCAGACUCUGCCUCGUCCCUUCUAAGCAAUUUUGAGCAAGAUACUGCCGGCGUGGACAAGGAGGUCCGUAAACAAAUCAAUGAUUUGAAGGGCUUCGAGCCCCAGAUCGAGCUGGCAGAUGCCUUGGAGAAACGCAUGAAUGCGGGCCGACAACGCGUGGAGGACCUAGGCAAGCGGCUCGAAACAGUCAGAGGCCAGAUUGACCGAUGGGAGCAACGCGAAGAGGAAUGGCAGUCUCGUGUCAGUCGUCGACUGCGUAUCUUCUGGGCAACUAUCGCCGCUGCCUGUGCGGUGCUUUUACUUGGGCUUGUCAUUCAAAACUGGCAUUCUCUGCCGCCAUCCAGUGAAUGGACGCGUGGCACAAGCUCGGGGUUGAAUAAAUCAACCCCACUUGCGCCGCUAUCAGAUUCUUGGAGCCCUGUUUCGGAGGUCCAUCACGCCGAAGGAACCACCGAAACCUCCUGGUAUCCAUCCAGUCUCGCCGAGCGCCGAGAAAGCCUCAGACUAGCCCAUCCUACAGGAAGCGAUGCGGAAAAGCAGCAUGCGCCCCAUGCCUCGUCUACGGAGACCGAUCCAUUACGGAUAUUGGAUGAGUUGUAG
Messenger RNA from Penicillium chermesinum, 1191 nucleotides. RefSeq lists its product as uncharacterized. Bases 1 to 1191 code for a protein of 396 amino acids. The transcript has 3 exons. The record is from RefSeq and is a predicted model, not a curated record. NCBI's taxonomy places the organism in Eukaryota, Fungi, Ascomycota, Eurotiomycetes, Eurotiales, Aspergillaceae.